This is a messenger RNA of Pyrus x bretschneideri (Chinese white pear), 708 nucleotides long. Its product is annotated as probable ubiquitin-conjugating enzyme E2 18. Lineage: Eukaryota; Viridiplantae; Streptophyta; Magnoliopsida; Rosales; Rosaceae. The transcript has 6 exons. Bases 130 to 615 code for a protein of 161 amino acids. The record is from RefSeq and is a predicted model, not a curated record.
AAAUAAUUUCUGGAAAUUUCAGAGAAAAUUGAGAGUAAAAGAUAGCCGAGGAAGGAGAGUAGGAAGGAGCACUCGAAUCCGCCGUCGCUGCCGUCCGCCUCUUUCUCUCUCUCAAUUGCUUAGGAAGCGAUGACGAGCUCCUCCGCCACUUCACGCAAGGCUUUGAGCAAGAUCGCCUGCAAUCGGCUGCAGAAAGAGCUGGUGGAGUGGCAGGUGAAUCCUCCGGCAGGUUUCAAGCACAAAGUCACCGAUAAUCUUCAGAGAUGGGUCAUCGAAGUCACCGGAGCCCCGGGAACUCUAUACGCUAACGAAAUUUAUCAGCUCCAAGUCGAUUUCCCCGAGCAUUAUCCCAUGGAAGCACCACAGGUGAUUUUUGUACCUCCGGCUCCUCUGCAUCCUCACAUUUACAGCAAUGGCCAUAUCUGUUUAGAUAUUCUAUAUGAUUCAUGGUCCCCAGCCAUGACGGUUAGUUCCAUCUGUAUCAGCAUUCUCUCCAUGUUAUCGAGUUCCACGGUGAAGCAACGCCCAGCGGAUAACGAUCGAUACGUGAAGAACUGCAGGAACGGCAGAUCUCCCAAGGAGACGAGAUGGUGGUUCCAUGAUGACAAAGUGUAAUGUAAUGACCUAACGAAUAUUAAUUAAUUAUGUAUAAAAAAAGAUUGAUUUGGAAUCAACUAUUUAAUCAAUGUUAACGGACAUGUCCCCCCA